Molecule: messenger RNA, 4242 nt
Organism: Felis catus (domestic cat)
Lineage: Eukaryota; Metazoa; Chordata; Mammalia; Carnivora; Felidae
Gene: TRMT61B
Product: tRNA methyltransferase 61B
Exons: 7
Coding region: 77-1723 (548 amino acids)
Biological process (GO): tRNA methylation
Cellular component (GO): tRNA (m1A) methyltransferase complex
Source: RefSeq, a predicted model, not a curated record
AGGACUUCAGUUUACGCAGCGCUUUGACAGCUUUUGUCUCUCGUAAGCCUCCUGUCCCCGGGGUGAGGCUGGCGGAAUGGGUCAGCGGUCAACUGUUUACUCGGCCCACAUUCCGAGGAGGAAAAUGGGCCCCCGCGCGGGAGUGCGACUCGCUCCAGAGACAGUUAACUCAGCGACACCCGGGGGCCCCGACACCCCCAGUUCGGCCUCCUCGGGCCCCUCUGCACGCACGCGCAGUCGCAGAGCUCUUCCUGCGAAGAAGCUGCGGAUACUCAGCGGCGGCUGCGUCAGCGCGUGUGGCCGCGAGAGGGCCUCGAACGGCCUCACGUCACUGUGUGCGACGGCGCCUGCGCCGGAGAGCAUGCUGCCAGCCGCGCGGCGAGGUCUGGGCCUCGUACGGCCGCGGCUCCUUCGGGGGUGGCCUGGGCUCACGACCUUCUCCUUCCUGCGCGGCCUUGGGCCAGAGCCGUUGGAGACAGCCCGGUCACUGUGUUGCGAAUCCUCCCCUAGAGACGCACGGGAUGGAGAGGGACGGCGCGAAGCGGCACGGAGGAACGCCCCCGGCACAGAGUCGCCCCCGUCUCUCCCUCCGCGCGUCCGAGGCACUGGGACCAGACGUCUUUCGUCGCUGGAAAGCCUCAGACUGCCGACGCCACGAGAGGAGUCACCCCCUCAAGAGCGCGAGGACUCGAGCGGAGACCAGGGCCAGCCCGGUCCCGCCCACCGGGGAGCCGGGGGUCCCUUGCCGCCCUCCCUGGCCCAGUCCGGGACCGAGGUAGAAGAGCUUCAUGGCUCCUCUUCCCGGUCGACUUACAGAGAGGGGCCCUUUCGCGCUGGGGAGCUGAUCUUAGCCGAGACGGGGAAGAGAGAGACACAAUUUAAAAAAUUAUUUAGGUUGAGUAACGCCGGACACUUAAAUAGUAGCUGGGGGACAGUCCCGUUCAGCGAGAUCGUGGGGAAGUUUCCCGGCCAGAUACUGAGGAGUUCCUCUGGGAAGCACUUCAUGCUGAGGAGGCCGGCGUUGGAAGACUAUGUAUUACUGAUGAAAAGAGGGCCUGCCAUAACAUAUCCGAAGGAUAUGAAUAUGAUACUGUCGAUGAUGGAUAUCCACCCAGGUGAUACUGUUUUGGAAGCUGGCUCAGGCUCUGGUGGAAUGAGCUUAUUUUUAUCCAAGGCAGUGACAGUGGCCUUCUCAGAUUCACCAAGUAUCCUACAGCCUCAGAACAUUUGUAUUUGCUGUUCUUUCCAUCUGGAGCAUACUUACCCCCUAAAUUUCCACAGGGUUGCUUUGGAUAUGUUGAAUCCUCAAGUUGCUUUGCCUGUUUUAUACCCAAAUCUUAAACAGGGUGGUAUAUGUGCUGUAUAUCUAGCAAACAUCACACAGGUUAUUGAACUUUUAGAUGGAAUUCGCAUCUGUGAACUUGCUCUCACAUGUGAAAAGAUAAGUGAAGUUAUUGUCAGAGAUUGGUUGGUUUGCCUUGCAAAACAGAAAAAUGGAACUUUACCUCAAAAAGUAGAACCUAAAAUCAAUACAGAUUUACAAUUACAUUCUCAAAAGAAAGUUAGCAUUGAAGAUGAGAUGUUUCAAGAGGAUGACCAUGAAGAAUCACAUUCGGAUUUUCCAUAUGGAUCAUUUCCCUAUAUUGCUAGACCUAUACACUGGCAAACUGGUCAUACAGCAUUUCUUGUCAAGCUGAGGAAGUUUAAACCACAACUUAACUGAGUACCUCAGAGGGUAGCAACUGAUGUGAAGAAGGAAAGGUAUCAAAAUAGAACUUUAUAUUGCAAAACACUACUUUCAUAGAUUGAAAUUUUUUGCUAUAGGAUUUGUAUAACUUUUACAUAUAAUUUCAAAAAAUAACAAAAGCUGAAGGAAGAUGUGUAACAUUUCAAAACAAUUUAAAUGUCCCAUUUUGACACUUGUCUUGUAGUUUGACAUUUUGUAGUUAAUGAUUCCAAGUUGGUUUAGUUGAGCCAUUUCAUUCUUCACUUCCUGUAAACCACUCCAUAGAUUUGUCUUUCUUCAUAAAAUUAGUUUUCUUUUCUUUGUCUGAUUGAUGGUCGUUGGCUACCAAAAUAAAAUAUGCAUUUUAAGAUAAAUUUUAAUGUAUUUGUGUAUUUUAAGUACAUAUUUUAAUGGCUUGUCUGUAUCUUAGAAAGUAGUGAAAUCUGGGUUAUAGUAAAUAAUAGGAAAACUGAUAAGAAUCAUAUAACCAUCUUAAAAACUGUAAUAGAAGAUGUAACAAUUGACUCUUUUAUCAGAAUCAUUUUAACUUGUUUGAAAGAACAUCAGAAUUAAUUAGGGGUUUAUUAUUCAUAGGCAUCAGUUAGCAUUUACCAGGUACCCUACAUUGUUUUAAACUUUAUAUAAUGUUUUUUCAUUUAAUAGAGGUAGCUUAUCUUUAAGGUUAUCUAUAUUCUACAGAUAAACAAAAACGUAGAGUGGCUAGGUUAUUGUUUAGAUAUGGGUUUUUAUAGUUUUUAUGUUUGUUUAUUUUUUGAGAGAGCAUGAGUUGGGGAGGGGCAGAGAGAGAAGGAGACACAGAAUCCGAAGCGGAUUCCAGGCUCUGAGCUGUCAGCACAGAGCCUGAUGCGGGCUCAAACUCACAAACUGUGAGAUCACGACCUGAGCCGAAGUUGGACGCUUAACCAAUUGAGCUACCCAGGCGCCCCAAUGUUUUAUAGUUUUUAAAGGGUAGUACCUGGGAGGAUAAAUGCUGCUAUUCCUAGAUUUAUCCCUUAGGCUAUUUAAAAUAAUAAAUAUUCUAAAUAACAUUUUACAUAUUUUUCAUUUUUUGGAAAAUUUUAGCAUCUCUGCUUUUUUAGACCAUAAAGUUUAACUAGGCAUUAAAUAAUCACACAAAUAGAAAAUUGCUAUAUGCUCCAAAGAAGUACAGAGUACUAUAAUAGAGGUUUUGCUCUGGCCAAGUAAUUACCUAUGCAAGUGACAAGUGAGCUGAGACCUGAAUGGUAAGUACAAGUUAACUAUAGCAGGGAAAAUGAGAACAAAAAAGGCCAGUGAUGCUGGGGUUGAGUGAAAGAGACCCAAAAAAUAAGUAGGGGUCAGGUCAUGAAGGAUCUUCUAGACCUCUUAAGCUUGUCUAUCAAAUAGGGUCUCAUUGAAGGAUUUAGUGAAGUGAGGGGUAACAUGCUUAGAUCUGUGUUUUGGAAAAAAAUCACUCUCGUUGUAUUUGGGGAACAGACUGAAUCAUAUAAGCAGAUUAGUCUUCUGAUGUCAUAUUUCUUUAUGGUAACUAUCUAAACACUCAUACAGUAAUAAUGGCUUUAUAGUUUUCAUAACACUUCAGAUACAUAGAAGCUCUGAAGUAUUUUUUUUUUUUUUGGAAGUUUAUUUAUUACUGAGAGACAGAGAGAGACACAGUGUGAGCAGGGGAGGGGCAGAGAGAGAGGGAGACAUAGAAUCUGAAGCAGGUCCCAGGCUCUGAGCUGGCAGCACAGAGCCCAACAUGGGGCUUGAACUCACAAACCGCGAGAUCAUGACCUGAGCCGAAGUCACUUAACUGACUGAACCACCCAGGCACCCCUGAAGUACAGUUUUAAGUUCUAUCAUGGAACAUGCCUUUUUCUUCUGUCCUGUGUUUAACCAGUAGUGAAAUUCUUCAUGUAUUAUUUUAAAUGCAAGUUCUAAUUGUACUACAUGGAGAAGGGGCUGGCUUAAGAGCAAAGAAAAGUUGUGCCUCUACUCCUAUUUCACGUAGAAUAAUUAGUUUCUGUUCAGUACACUGCGCUCAUUUCAACUAUUGACGUUGAAUUGAACAAGAUGUCUUUAACGGUGUCCAUUCUAAUAAAUAUUAAGAUGAACUGAAAACCAAACUACAUAAGCAAAUAAGCAUUUAUUUAUAUGGUUAAAGUCCAGCUUAAGCCCUUUCUCCAUGUCUCCAUUGAACAUUAAGCAUGUUAACAAUCUUGCUUAUGGGACAGAUGUGUUCUUUUUUAUUUUUUUUAUAUUUAAAGUAAACUCUUUACCCAUUGUGGGGCUUGAACUCACAACUCCGAGAUCAAGAGUCGCAUGUUCCACUGACUGACCCAGCCACACGCACUGCCUACAGAUGUGUUCUUUUAAAGUUAACCUUUCUUAAAUUCGUGUCUGGCUGUCAUCUCUCAUACUGUAAACUCCUACAGAUUUGUGACUGAUUCCGUUGUCUUCCUAGUACCUUCCAGAGAUCCCACCUUUUCCACCCACUAAUGGUCAAUAAAAAUGUGCUGAUGGCUGUAAACCUA